This is a messenger RNA of Eutrema salsugineum, 4731 nucleotides long. Its product is annotated as nardilysin-like. The transcript has 15 exons. Gene Ontology annotation, cellular component: cytosol. Gene Ontology annotation, molecular function: metal ion binding; metalloendopeptidase activity. Bases 1414 to 4125 code for a protein of 903 amino acids. Gene Ontology annotation, biological process: proteolysis. The record is from RefSeq and is a predicted model, not a curated record. Lineage: Eukaryota; Viridiplantae; Streptophyta; Magnoliopsida; Brassicales; Brassicaceae.
UUAAGUUUUUUAAAAUUCUUAUUCUUAAUUAUAAUUAGUUCAUUCAACAACGGAUUUAUCACUCUUAGCUAGUUCAAUCUAGUUUUAAAUUUUAAGGUUUGUGAAUUCUAAUAUGAAUUAAGUUCAAUAUGGUUUGACUAGACACUAUCUUCUAGUGUACAAUUAUAAUUCUUUUCGUUAAUUCGCUGUUUAAUGUUCAUAAGCUACUUUCAUUACAGCUUUGAUUUAGACCAAACAAAAAAAAACUACGCUCUAGGUUUCACUCUUAAAAAACUACUUUCCCUUUUCGUUUUUACGUCUUCUUCAAGUUCAGCUCUGUAAUCGGAAAUCUCGGAAAUUUGUGGCUUCCUGGUUUGAGAUUUCUCUCAGGUUAGUCAAAUUUCUGGUUGUUUAUAGUUUCUCUUUUAGAGUUUCAUCGUUUGAGAAUAUCUUGUUUCAAUAAGCUUCUUGCGUUUAUCGGUCUGUUGGUUGGGUCUUUGAGCUUCUUUUUUGUGUCAUUGAUUUUCUUGAAGGUCGAAUUUCCUCUCUGGAAAACCAGAUUAUCUGAUUUAUAACUUGGAUCUUGUAGUCUUGACUGACAUAUUUCCAUUUUUGAAUCUGCGAUUUCAGUGUUCAAAUGGUUUCUAAGUUUCUGCAAUUUUGUGUUUGUUUCUUUCUCAAUUUGUGUUUACUGUUAUUUGUACUCUUAAGUUCCUGCUUGUUUUACUAUGAUUUCAUCAAUUUUUGAUGUCUAAACUUUGAGAGUGCUCCAGAGAUGAGUUGAUGGUUGGUAUAAUGGACCGUAGAACUUGAGAAUGAGAUUUGGUUGCUUUGAUGUUUCUUAUGAUAGAGAGAAUACUUCUUUGAAGGCUUUCAUGUCUUGUAUAUAGUUCGCUGUGAAUGUUGCUUGUCUUUGAUUCAGUUUACAAAUGGUUUCUAAGUUUCUGCAAUUUUGUGUUUGUUUCUUUCUCAAUUUGUGUUUUGGAGAACACGACUGUUAUUUGUACUCUAAGCUCUUGCUUGUUUUGCUAUGAUUUCAUCAAUUUUUGAUGUCUAUACUUUGAGAGUGCUCCAGAGAUGAGUUGGUAUAAUGGACCGUAGAACUUGAGAACAAGAUUUGGUUGCUUUGAUGUUUCUUAUGAUAGAGAGAAUACUUCUUUGCUUUCUUUUUGAAGCCUUUCAUGUCUUGUAUAUAGUUCGCUGUGAUAUGUUGCUUGUCUUUGAUUCAGUUUAAAAUGUGAUCUGUUUUCACGAUAUCAUGUCUUUCACUUUUGCUUAGGUUCUUAGUGUGUUUUGUUCUUUGAAUUGCUAGCUUCCUACUAUGGUUUUUUGGUCUGAUUGGUGAUAUUCUUUUAAACCAUUGACUUCCAUGGAUGUUUGGUUUUAUUUUUAUGGAGAUGAUGAUAUGAACUUGUUGAUUUCUGUUUUUUAUAGAUGACUAUAUAUAGGAAGUUCAUAGAACGCAAACUCCACCCUUGGCGUAACAAGAAACUCUACCGUCCGCGUAAGAGAAGAAGAAGACGGAUAAAUGAAGACAUUGUUCUGCCUCCGGCAGAUGAAGACAUCGUUCUGGCUGACACAGUUCUGCCUCCUGGAGAUGAAGACAUCGUUCUGCCUCCGGCAGAUGAAGACAUCGUUCUGGCUCCUGUCGUUCUCGCUCCUGCAUCUGCAGACAUCGUUUUGCCUCCAACUACUAAAGAGUACAGACACAUAAGGCUAGAAAACGGUAUGGAAGCCAUUCUUGUCUCCGACCCAAUGGCUACUAAGGCUGCAGCUUCAUUGAGCGUUAGAGUAGGGAGUUACCUUGAUCCCGUGGAAUUUCAAGGAAUGGCACAUUUCCUUGAACACAUGCUUUUCCUGGGUUCUAAGAAAUUUCCGGGAGAGAACCAGAUUUUCAACUUCUUGGCUGAGAAUGGAGGCUCAGCAAAUGCUUCAACAGUCAAUAUGAGUACUCAAUACUAUCUGACUGUUCAUCCAGAUUCCCUCCGAGAAGCUUUGGACAUGUUUUCACAGAUGUUUAUUUCUCCAUUACUAGAAUCCAAAUCUGUAGAAAAAGAAUUAGAUGCGGUUAAUGCAGAAUUUGAACUUAAUAAAGACCACGACAGUUGGCGUCUUAGUCAGCUUAUGGCUCACACAGCGAGAGAUGGACAUCCUAUACAUGGGUUUAUGAUCGGGUCUAAAACAUCGUUGGGCAAGAACAUGACUGAUCUUCGUAUGGAAACUGUCAAGUUUUUUAACAAGUUUUAUCUUGGCGGUUUGAUGAAGUUUUCUGUAACAGGAAAAGCAAAUCUUGAUGUGCUAGAGAGUUGGGUGAAAUUAUUUUUCUCUGAUAUCAAAGAAGGGACAACAUGUGUUGUACCUGAAUUCGAUGCAAGUCUUCCUAUUUGGAAUCCUAGGUCUCUCUAUGUGCUAGAGGCUCGUGAAUAUUUUCAGUUUUUGGAUGUUACAUGGAUGAUACCAAGUAGGUUUCAUUCCCGUUCGAGAAGGCUGGAAGUUUAUCUAGUUCAAUUAUUAGGACAUGUGAGCAAAGGAUCCCUGUCUGCGUUUUUGAAGAAGCAAGGAUUGGCAUUUUCGGUAGAAGCUACUAGUGGUGUAUUUGGCGACUCGGUGAUUGGCACUGAUAUAUCUGUUCGGGUGGAUCUCACUAGGUCUGGUUUUGAAAAGAAAUAUGAGAUCGUUACAUACAUUUAUCAGUAUCUCAAGUUGUUGAGGGACACGCCUCCAGAAGAAUGGGUUAUAGAGGAAUAUCAAACGACAUUGAGAUCGCAAUUUGACCUUUUUGACAGCUCUGAUACAGCACCAGAAGAAUUAGUAAAUAGUCUUUCAGAGAACAUGCUUCAUUAUGAGAUAAGAAACGUCCUUUCUGGGCAUUAUGGAAUGAAUAUGGAGUGGAAACCUGAGGAGAUUCAAGAAGUUAUGGAGCAACUCACCCCUAUCAAUAUGAGGAUUGACUUAAAAUCAAGAUCAUUCAGCUUAUCAACAGGAUGUAGGAUUGAACCUAUAUACAAUUCACUCUACACUGAAGAGGAAAUUCCACAGGAGUUUCUGAACCAAUGGGAGAAUAUUCAGCAUGUUGAUGAUGCAUUGCAUAUGCCAUCCAAGAACAGAUAUACAUUGUCUCCUCCCUUCCUUCUAAGAGAUGUUACUUUUGAAGGUGAAGAUGUCUCUCUCAUCGUGGAUACUCCUUUCAUGAAGAUGUGGCAUAAACACAAGAAGGUGUUGCCGGUAGCGAAGUUCUGCAUUUUCACAAAGCCUAUGGAGUCUGGAGGUGAUAGCUUUGAUAGAGAUUUGAAGUCUAGACUCUUUGUGGAUCUCCUUGAGGAUGAAUUGAGUGAGAUAAUAUUCUUGGCUAAAUCAGCGGGUAUGAAGAUUGAUUUAACCAGUGUUAGUGACAACCGGCUAGAGUUGGGAUUUCAUGGCAGCAUACAAAAGUUGGGUCUAUGUGUUUCUCAAGUUUGGGAGAAGUUUUUUGACUUUCAGCCAACUGUCGACAGACUUGAGAUUAUUAAAGAGAAGAUGGGAGAAAAUGCAGAUGAGCAGCAGAUGGAACGUUUGAGUGGAUAUUCUCUUAAUGAUCUCCAAAACUACAUCAGACAUAAGCGUUCCCAGAUAUAUCUUGAAGGUCUGUAUUUCGGAGACAUUUUGAUAUCUGAAGCAAAAAGUAUCUCAAACUUUUUCAAGACACCGGGGAUACCUUCACUCCCAGAGAAUUUGAGAGACAAAGAAGAAGAGAAAAAACAAUUUGUGGCUAAACCUGCCCAAAAAGUCUUCUAUAAAAACAAGAUUAAUAAUAUUGCAAAGGUUUCCUAUCAUGUAGGAUGCCAAAGCGAUGAAGUAAAGGAUAUGGCAAUGUUGAAUCUUCUUAUUUCCUUCAUAGAGGACAGAGUGUAUUAUACGCUAAGGACUGAGGAAAGGCUUGGAUAUUCUGUUUGUUGUGUACCUAAUUUGACCUAUGCGGGAGUUGGAUUUGACAUUAAAGUAACCUCUCCGGCGUAUUCACCUGAUCAUCUGUGGAAACGGAUACGCAAUUUCGUAAAGAGGCUUGGUAAUUGGCUGGUAUGUCUUUUUAAUAGAAAUUAUUCAUCCUGUCUAUUAUUUAAUAUCAUUCGUGAUCAUCUAUUAUCAUUUACAUGGUCGUAUACUUGAUAAAAUGGAGUUAGUGAUGUAACCUUCAACGGGUACCGAAGCGGGGUGAUUCGUGAUGUCUCUAGUGAUGAAGGGAAGAACAUAUGGGAAGAGAUUCGUGAUCAAAGGUAUAAAUUUGAUCAUUCCUCUGAAGUAAAAAGGGAAAUUGGGUUAAUCAGUAAACAAAUGUUAAUCGAUUGGUACAACAGACAUAUUCGAGGUGACCCCCGUACUCAUGCUCAGCUCUGUUAUGGACGCGACACUAAAAGAAACUUUGGGAAGAGGAAAUGUAUUACUCGUGCAAGAAGCAGGUUCGAGCUAACUGGGAGGAGGAUGAAAUUACGGAAGCACCGUCUGCUGUGUUCGAAACUGCGUUUCUCCACUGGCACCAUUUCCAAAAACAACAAGUUGAUUUAGUAUUAACGAUUUGGGUAAACUUGUUUUGUAGACACUUGUUAACAGAAUGGGUUGAUGUUUGUUUUGCCCCAACUCUUUUUGUCCCCACCUAUGUGUGCUUGGCUUACAUUCCUCGGCAUAGAGUAGCCAUACUUGUUUUCAACAACUUUUUGUAAGCAUCACUCUAUUUGCUUAUUAAUCUCCUUAUCAGGCGCUUUCAAGUUUUGUUUU